GGUAGACCUCCAUCAUUAGAAGAGAAAUAAACGCCUCUGUUGAAUGGGUUACUCUUGAAUUGUGCUAAGAAAAGUAAGACCUCCGGUUCCUCUCUCCCCUUCCCAGAACAAUUCUGUUCAAUGUUGAGGAGAAGCACCGUGCCAUGGAUGUGAAAGAGAGGAAACCUUACCGAUCCUUGACCAGGCGGUGUGACACAGACCGUCGAUAUACCAGCUCCUCGGCUGACAGUGAUGAAAGCAAAAUACAACCCAAGUCUUACAGCUCCAGCGAGACGUUGAAAGCUUACGACCAAGACUCAAGGCUGUCCUACAGCAAUCGAGUGAAGGAAAUGGUCCAUCAGGAGGUCGAUGAGUUUUGUCGAACUGGUGGCAGUUUCACUCUACAAGAACUGGGUCUUGGUGAAGUCACACCUCCCCAUGGAACACUAUACCGGACUGAUAUUGGCCUGCCACAUUGCGGUUAUUCUAUGACUGGAGAAAACGAUGCAGACAAUGAAGCUGACUGUGUCUUAUCACCAGAACAACCGGUGAGACUCUGGACAAGAAACGCCAAGUCUGGACGUAGCUCAUGCUUGUCUAGCAGAGCCAACUCCAACCUGACCCUCACCGACACCGAGCACGAAAACACCGAAAAUGAUCUUCAAGAUGUGGAGUUGAUGAAUCCUGCUCUAGAACAGUGUUUUCCAACCACAGUCCUUGGGGACAGUCAACCGUUCCAGUUUUCAGGAUAUACCCACAGGAGCACAGGUAGAUCAAACUGUGCUAAAGAGAGGUCUGCUGCAACUAGGUGGACUGAUAUUCAGAACAUCAAUUCCUAUUGCUCCAUUAUAAAUAAGGCAAGAUGGAGACAAGUGCCAAGUCACACAUUGCAACUCAUUUGCAACACAAGUUGUGAGUCAUACCCCCCAUCAUCUCAUAUUUUAGUAGAAUCACAUAUAAUAAACAUAGCCUAUGGAGAAGAUGCCACCAUCAACAAGUAA
Messenger RNA from Bufo gargarizans (Asiatic toad), 980 nucleotides. RefSeq names its product teneurin-4-like. Lineage: Eukaryota; Metazoa; Chordata; Amphibia; Anura; Bufonidae. Gene Ontology annotation, biological process: signal transduction. The record is from RefSeq and is a predicted model, not a curated record. The coding region runs from base 144 to 980 and encodes 278 amino acids. Gene Ontology annotation, cellular component: membrane. The transcript is spliced from 4 exons.